AUGAGUUUUCCUAGGGACGAAAGAGAUAAAAAGCCAAAAUAUCAGCAAUUCGUCAGCGGGCUUUAUAACCCGCCGCGCGGACCAUAUGCAAACCUUGCACAAUAUCCAGCUUCGAAAAUUCAUUAUACCGUUCGAUCUUAUCAGCCUCCUAAACGCACCACAUCUCCAAACAAUCGCAGUAGUCCAUUUCAAUAUUCGCAGCAGCCAACAUACUCAUCAAAUAAUUAUUUCCACGGUCCAACAAAUUCUCCUGUAAACCAGCCAAGAUACGGCCAAAAACAAAAUUCAAUUCCAGUUUAUCAGGCUUCCACUGGAAAUUCCGGAAAAUUCAAUGCACAACCACAGAAUUUUUCAAGCAAAUACUUCAACAAUCAUCAAACUCAACAAAAGCCAGUUAGUCCCAUAAUGCAAAAGAAAUACGAUCUUAAAUCACUCCUUCAAGAUAGCUUUUCUUCAUCAGAUUCAGAUUCUUUAGAUUCAUUUUUGCCACAAAAGAAUUCAUCUUAUAAGGGUACAACGAAAUCAAUUAACCCUCCACAUCUCAUGACACGCGAAGAAAUUGAUGAACUUCUAGAAGACUCUUCUGACUCAGAUUUCGAAGAUAGACUUAGAAUCAACUCCAUCAAAUCUAAUAAAUCAGUACCAAGGAAGCACAGCAUCGUUCCAAUUUACGAUCUUAGCUCUUCAUCUGAUUCUAGUGAAGAUGAUGAAAUUCUUCGCAGAUUUUCAUCAAAGAAACGCCAAACUUCAAUAAGAGACAAUAAGAGUCAGAAGCGUCCAUCAAGUUUCAAGAAUCGUGAAGAAGAUUUCGAUGAUAGUUCAGAUGAUUCAACUCCAGCACCUCGUAAGCAAGAUCGCAAGGCAAGUCAUGCUUACCCAAUUGAUUUAUCUGAUGAUUCAAGUUCUAUUUCCAGUAUUGACCUUCCAUCCAAAUAUUCUCAGCCAAAGAAGUCCAAACACUCAAUCCAUCAGAAGAAGACUGUCAGUGGUAUUUUAGAAAUCACAGAUUCAUACUCCGAUGAAUCUUUAUUGCCAACUGAUUCUUAUUCUCAGAAAUCUUCCCAGAAACCAGGAAAAUCAGCACGCAAUACCUCUAAAUCAAAGCCAAUGAAAUCAUCCUCCAUCAGCGUUACCUCUUCUUUCGAUUCCGAAAUGAGCAAUUCAUCAAAUCUCAAGAAAGAAGACCAGAAAGCGGCCAAGCCAAACGCCAGAUCAAUUAUAUACGAUACCGAUUCUGAUACCAGUGUUUCUGACUUCAUUGCCAGACAAUCCGCCAAAAUCAAGAAUCUUACAAAGAAAAUUUCGGAUUCCAACAAACCAGAAGAGCCAAAGAAGGAAGAAAAGGAAGAACCAGCUGCUAGAUCUCGUGAAAUCAUCAACAGGAUCAAGCAAGGACUUCCUGUUGACUCAGAAGAUUCAAAUGAAGAAAUUUCCAGCAUUUCCGACCAACCAAAGUCAAUUUUGAAGAAUCCAAAGGCCACAAAAACCCGUGAAGUCACGAUUUCUUCAGAUUCCAGUGACUUUGUUGUUGAAUCUCAAGACAAAAAGUCCGAAACCAAGUCAUCACCACUUUUAGAUGAAGAUGACGGUGACGAAAUGUCUUCUGCUGACGAACUCAUCAAGAGAGUCAAUGCAAGAAUCGCUGGAUUCUCUCCUUCAAAGCAGAAUCAGCAACAACAAAAAGAUUCUGACUCAAAAUCGUCACUUUUUGACGAAGAAGAGAAACAACCACCAAAGAAAGAAUCUCCACACAAAGCGAGACAAGCCAUUAUCAAGAAAGUCGAAGAAGAAGAGGAAAACGACGAGAACGAUUUCGAAGAAGACACAAAUCAAUCCCAGAAAGAAGAAGAAGAACAAAACAACGAAGAAAUAAAGAAAGACGACUUUGAUGAUUCCCCAAUGCAAGAUCCAACAGACGAAGACACUUACAAAGAAGAGGAAUACGCACAGAAGAUCACCAAGCUCCAGAAAUUCAUCAAAUCCAUCAAAAUCGCUGAAGAAGAAGAUGAAGAAGAAGAAAAAUUCAAUGAUGAUGAACAAUUUAAUGAUGAAGCAUCAAAUAUCGAUCAGGAACUAAAUACAUCAUUGAAGAAGAACAACUUGAACAAGAUCAAUCUACAAGACAUUGCUGAGGAUGAAGAGGAAGAACAGAUUCCUUUGAAGGCAGCUCCGAAAAUUAAAGUCGGAUCAUCAAACACUUCGAUACAAAAAAUUGGUGAUGAUGUAAUUAUCGAAAGAGAUUCGGAGAAAGAUGAAAUUAGAUUCUCUGGACCUCCUUCUCCAACAGCUCCUUCGUUUGCUGAAUCAACUGAUUCCGAAAAGAAGAAAGAAGAUGCAAACGAAGGAAGCGAAGUUUUACCUCCAAAUGAUGAAGAAAAUUCUGGAAUUGAACCAGUCGAAGAAGAUGAAAUUGAUGAGGAAGAACUGAAGAAAUUGAUUGCACAGCAAUUACCUGAAGAAGAAGAAGAUUUAGAUGAAAACCUUGUUGUUAAAGGAACACAAACACCAGAGAAAUCUCCAAGAGAACAACCAAAGAAAGAACAAAAAGUUGAAGAGGAAGAAGAAGAUUCGUUGGAUGCUUCAGAACUAAUGAAGAAAAUCGAUGAAUUGGAUCAACUCAGUUUUAAAAUACAAGAAGACGAAAAGAGAUCGCAAUCACAAAUAAUGAAUGAAUCAAAACAUGAAGAAGAAGAGGAAGAAGACUUCAUCAAAAGCUUGGAAAAGAGAGUUGCACAAAGAAAAGCUGAAUUAGAAGAUAAUUCCGAAGAAGAAGAAAAAGAAAAUCAAAUUCAAAUUCAAAAAGUUGAAGAAGAAGAGGAAGAUGAUGGUGAAGAUUUCAUCAAGAGUUUAGAAAGAAAAGUUGCAGAAAAGAAGGCAGAAUUAGAAGAAAACUCAGAUGAAGAAGAUGAAGAAGAAAAAGAAAAAGAGCAAGAAGUAAAUGAAGAAAAUGAAGAUGAUGAUGAUGAAAAUGAUUUCAUCAAAAGUUUGGAAAAAAGAGUUGCACAGAAAAGAGCAGAAUUAGAAGAAAAUUCAGAGGAAGAAGAUGAUGAUGAAAAUGAUCUCAUCAAAGAUCUUGAAAAGAGAGUUUCUCAAAUCAAAGAACAAAAAGAAGAGGAAGAAGAGGAAGAUGAUGAUUUCGACAUCGAAAAAUUCAAGAAAGAAAACAACAUCCAUUUAUCUGAUGAUGAUGAGGAAGAAGAAAAUAAGGAACAAAAUAAAACAAAGAACUCCAACAUCGUUAUAAAUGAUGCUGAAUUAAUGAAGAGCAAUGAUGAGGAAAUCGAUGAAGAAAUAUCAGCAAAUUCAGCUGAUUUGCAAACUCAAACAAAAGAAGAAAAAGAAGGAAUCUACAUGAAAUUGUCGAAGGAUGAAAUCGACAAUGAAGAAGAGGAUGACUUUGAUGAUGACACUUACAUUAAGAAGGCUUUGGAGGCAUUCGGUGAAGAAAUCUCUGAUGAAGACAUUUAA
Molecule: messenger RNA, 3468 nt
Organism: Trichomonas vaginalis G3
Lineage: Eukaryota; Parabasalia; Trichomonadida; Trichomonadidae
Exons: 1
Coding region: 1-3468 (1155 amino acids)
Source: RefSeq, a predicted model, not a curated record